GCAGGAGCCCAGGGGAUUAAUACUUUACACAGCAGCAACUGCUCAACACUUCAUAUCAUUCCUCACAAUGUCAUAGAAACAUUUUAGGAACAAGGAGAGGAAUCGGAUUCUUGAUGCCCAACACGGACUAAAGAAGAAUCAUUUUGAAAUUAUCGUUUUGUUUGUUCUUUGCAAACAAGUCGGGUUGUGGAUCUGUAGUUCUCCGGGUGGGAAUAUUGGAAGAGAUAACUUCAUGGGACGUAUGAAAGCUCUCUAGCCCUAUUCCUGAAGGACAAAGAUAUGGGACGUCGCAGAACGUGACUCCAGAGGAUUGUGUUGGGGGAUGAAUUAAAAGCCGCAUGAGCCGCAGAUCUAAACACUAACACCAUGCGCAUUUUAUUCUUCUCCUAUGUGUGUCUGAUCUUGCCCCUGGCAGCUGCCUGUUGUAACAGCUUCACAAGAAAUCCAGCAGAGGGCAGUAUGGCUGGAGGUACCUGGAUUACAAUCAGAUUUGACGGCUGUAAGGAGCUCAUAAACCAUCUGGUCUCUUUUGCAAAUGGAUCCCACAUUGAGGUGUACAUGACAAAUUCACUGCUGCCAAGUAUAAUCUGUGAUGUGUUCCCAAUCUUCUCAGCACCCUCUACCAUAAACUGCAGAACCAGGCCAUCAGAGCAUGAGGCUAUCUACAAUAUGGAGGUUUUGUUUAAUGGGGAACCAAUGAACCAAUUAAAAGAAAGCCAUUUUAUGUUCUCCAGAGCUCACACUCCUGUGAUUCAUGGCAUAAGUCCAUCAUGUGGGGUACCAGGAUCCAUCAUUGAAGUCUGUGGUUGGAUCACAACAGAAGUCUUUGAAAGUUACGAGUUUCAUGGAGAUUUCAUCGAUGGUCCUGUCAUUUUGGAUUCAAAAAGAGACGGCUGGUUCACUAUCUGUUCGUUAACGAAUGACUCUACAAGCAUUUAUCCUAUCCAUGUGAAGAAUGGUUUUGGAUCCCUACUAUGUAAUAUUCAAGGAAAUUACAUUGGUUCCCAGAAUAUCAGCUUUUUCAUCUUCAACAAGGGAAAGUCAACAGUGAGCAAAGACGCGUGGCACAUAAGUGCAAAACAUGAACUGUUUAUCUUCCAGACACACUCAGAAAUCAUUUCUGUGACUCCAGAUUGCGGGAGCUCAAGAGGUGGCACUGACAUUACCAUUGUGGGCAAUUUCUUCCAGUAUCCUUGUCUCGUCAGAGUUGCAGGAAUCCCUUGCAAGAUAAGGUUCAUGUCUCCCAGAAUCAUUGUGUGUAGAACAGAAGCUGAACCUACAAGGACGAAGGCUCCCUAUCCAGGUAACCGAGGGCUGAUUUAUGAACUGUGGGAUGGAACCAAUGAAAUGAAUCUUACAGGCAAUUCAUCUGGUUACAGAAGCACAUGGGCACCCAAUGCCAGUUCUCCAACCUAUAUUAUCUUUAAAUCAAACCAAUCUUUCAGUGCCCGACUAAGUGGUUUCUUUGUGGCACCAGAGACAAACAAUUACACAUUUUGGAUCCAAGCUGAUAACAAGGCUGUUCUGUACCUCAGUGAUGGAGAGUAUGCUGAAUCUAAGGCCAAGAUUGGCUCAAUACCUCAUGGUGUUUCUUCAUGGUCUGACCACUGGGAAUGGUCAUGGGACGAGAGGUGGCAACAGAAAUCUCCCAAAAUGAGCCUCGUCCAAGGGAAGAAAUACUACAUAGAAUUGUUGCAGCAUGGAAGAGGGUCCAAGACAGAAAUGAGAAUAGGACUUCAAAUUCACAACACGUGGCUGAACUCUGAUAUUGUCAGUAGUUACCAAAGAGAAAAGCAUCAGAUUGUGGCUUAUUCCUCUCGGCUUCCUGAAAUCCAGAUGCUGACUCUGUCUGGAGAAGGAUGGUUCCGCUUUUGUUGGGGAAAUGCAACAAGUAAUCUCUUGCACACAAAUUCCACAGCUGACCAAAUACAAGAGGAAAUGGAGGCCAUGCUGUCAGAAAACUGUAAAACUGAGAUCCUCGCUGUGGAUAUAUUGGUGCACAAUGGAUUCGAAGAAGGGGAGGAGGAUAUGGGUGCAGAGGGUAAAACAGCCACUUGGACUGAACCCUAUUGUGGGCGCACCAGCAGCUUCAUGCCAAACUAUCUUCUGAAAUGGAAUCAUUCUAAUCCAACAGGACAUGAGCUGAACACAUACACUCAUAUCUGUUUUGCAUAUAAAGGGCACAUUGAGGAUGAAUUGAUUAUCUCCUAUUCAUAUAAGAAUACCUUUCUAAAAACAGUGAAAAAGAAGCAUUCCUGUCAUUGGGAAUUUAGUGCAAGUAACCCAGAAAGCUGGAAAUUUGACUGUACAGACCUGUGGACGUGUGUAAGAGCCUCGGAUUCACUGACGGACCUCCAUGUAAAUUCAUCGGUGUUUGUCGUUGAAGUUGAACUUCAGAUGCCUCCGAAUAUUAAUGCAACGGGGAAUUGGUUUUAUGUUGAUGAAGUCAUUGUGGCCAAGAGAAGCACAAGAGUUUUAAAAGAGGGCCCACAAUCUGCGCGGCCUGGGGGCCAUCAUCUUCAGAAAAUUACAAUUAGAGGAUCUUACCCAACAUACAAUCUCACAUCCUGGGUUGCCAACUGUGGCAUAAAUCUACCUCUCAUAGAAUUAUGUCAUGCCGCUAUGAACAUUACAGAAGAGGGACAGUUAUUUAAAUCUGGAAAUGAGACCGUGGCUCUUGCAGUUGAAAGGCUACAAUCAGCAAGCCCUCCCAUUGGUGGGACCUUUGCAAUGCAUGUGUCAGAUACAUUGAUACCAGGCAUACCAGUAAAAAUCUCUGCUCUACAUCUACGGGAAAUGCUAGGAAACAUAAAUGAGGGCACUGCAGCUCAGUAUAUGACAGCCAGCGAUUUUAUAGUCACCAAGGAUUUGGAUACCUGCCACCAUGUGAUCUGGACGUUAACUUGGGCUAGAAUGAGUGAGGACCUACCAAACUUCAUCAGAGUAUAUUCUGAAAAUCUUACUGGUUUGAACCCCACUAUUAAAACUCGUGUUAUUUUUGAUGGAGGCGUGUUUAUCUGGCCAAUUUUGGGGGACAUGCUUGCUACUGCUAACCAGCUGCCUCAGGUAACCGUCCAUGUGAAUGGCAUCCCAGCAAAGUGCUCAGGAUCUUGCUCUUUCCUGUACCACCAGGAGCUCAUUCCAGUGGUCACAGAUAUUGAGUACUCUUCAGGACAUGAAUGCAAUUUUGAAGUUCAUCUUACUGGGCUGGGUUUUACACAAAAUCUAGAAGCAAUUCACAUAGAAAUCAACCAAACCAAUUGCAAGAUUACCAAAGCAAACACAACACAUGUUUCCUGUUGUCCUGAAAGAUUUCCACCACUGGGAGAGAAUCAUAUCCGAUUCCAUGUGAAACCCUAUGGACUAGCAAUUAACGCUACAGGCGAAUACUUGUUUCUUAAUGUUAGACCUCAUCUCUUAACAGUCACACCAACAGCCAUCUCAGAAGUUGGAGGACAGAAGGUGACAUUAAUAGGAAUCCGUUUUGAUGAGCUAUCCCAAGUCCUGAUUGGAUCCCAACUGUGUCACAUGAAUGUAAAUGACUCAAACGCGAUUGAAUGUUUUGCACCACCCCAGGUUGGAAUACAGAAUGAGGAAGAUAUCACAAUGAAAGUUGGGGAACAGUGGUUUGACUUCCCGAAAUGCAUCAAGUACGAUCCCUCCUUAAAUCCAGUGAUUGUGUCUCUGAGCCGUAAUGUGAGCAGCACAACAGGUGACCAGACGCUCUUUAUUAAAGUUUCCACCGACAUAGAGAGCUUGGAGUUGGAGGUCAAGGUGCAAAAUUCUGUCGCAAAAAUUAAAAGGGUAACAUCACAAGGAGUGGAAGUUUUCCUGCCUCCAAUGCCACCAGGCUUGUAUAAUGUUUCAUUAAUCAUCAGUGGAAUCAUAAUCAAAGCAGAAGGCUUCGAGCCUAUGAUUCAGUAUGUCCUGGAGGUGUUAAGCUUACAGCCAUGCUGUGGGUCUUUCCUUGGUGGGACCAUCAUCACCAUCUUUGGCAGAGGAUUUAGCACCGAUACAUCCAUGAUUAAUGUUAUUGUUGGAAACCAGUCUUGUCUGAUUAUUGCCUCAUCAGAAGAUGCUAUUCAAUGCGAGACACCCUCAUCAUCAUUGGCCAGCAAUCAGACGGAAAGCAUUUCCGUGCCUGUAAAGGUUUCCAUUUCAAACAACCCAACAGAUAAUGAUUCCCCAGUGUCCAACACACGUGAACUUCUUUUUAGCUAUCAUCCUAACUUUACACCGGUAGUAUCAAAUAUUUCCUGGAAUUUUGAAGGCAACAUCCUACUGCUUCAUUUCGCUGGAUUUAAUUUAAACAACUCAGUUAUCCGACUUAACAACACCCAGUACAAAUGUGUCAACGAGAGUAACUUUGGAGGAUUCCUUAACUCAAGUCUCAAGAUACCUCUUGAUGAUUUUGAUGUUGGAAGAUACGUUCUUAAGGUUUUUGAUGAGAGAUUGGGAUAUGCAGACAUGACAUCCACAAUGAAUAUCUUAGAAAUUUUCCCCCAGGUGCAUUCCAUAUCUCCGACGAGUGGAUCAGUAUGUGGAGGAACAGUCCUGACUAUACACGGUUCCUUUCUCCAAUCUGCCAAUCAUUCCAUUGGCGUUCUUAUUUCAAGCCAUUACACAUGCGAUGUUGAGAGUUUUAAUAUUAGUACUAUCAAAUGCAUUACUCAACGAAAGGGCAUAUUUCACCUAUCCUCUACCAUAUCUGUCAAUGUUGCAGUCAUUAUCGAUGGCUUGCCUAGUCUAUGCAAGAACAACUGCAUUUAUCACAUGGAAAGGGACUUGACUCCUGUGGUUAAGAAUGUAUUGGCCAAGCUGGACGGGUCAAAAUGCACUCUCAACAUUCUCGGAGAAAGAUUUCUUUCUACUCAAAGUAGUAGUAUAUUAGUAGACAACACACUGAUGUGUAAUGUCAUUGUAUGGAAUGAGACAAUGGCACAAUGCCAUGUGAGUAAUCUACACCCAGGAAACCACACCGUUAGUAUUUUAAACGUGGCAAAUGGUUCAAUGUGUUAUCCCCGGUUAAUAUUUUAUUUUUCAAUAAUCACUAAAAUUACAGCCAUCAGACCAAUACAUUUUGGCUUGAAUGGUGGUGGUCUCCAAACCAUUGAAGGUACGGCAUUGCAGGGCCAAAAUAUAACUGUCUUUGUUGGAAAUGAUCGUUGUUCUAUAAAAAAGGCCACCUACAUGCUGAUCCAGUGCAUUGUUCCCCCUGGGAAUGGAGUAAGAUUAUUGACUGUAGACAUUGACGGCUCAAGCUACACAGCUGGAAACAUUCAUUACUUAGCAGAAUAUACACCAAUGGUACAUUCAGUACUCCAUUCAAAUUAUGUUUUAUCCAUGGUAGUUUCAAUGAUAUCAGCUUCUAACGUGAAAAUCUUUGUGGGCAAUUCAGUGUGCACAAAUGUAUCAGGAAACUCUACGUUCCUGCAAUGCUUGCCACCUCAUCUGCCAGCUGGAAGCUAUGACAUACGGUGCCUCGAUCAUCUAAGAGGAUGGGCAUCAUCAAAUGCGACCUUCAUGUCUCGGCUUGAGGUUACAAUGUUGAAAAGUAGCCUAGGCUGCCUGGGUAUAAGGACAAGCAUGGACAUUUAUGGAUCAGGAUUUUCUCCUGGAAAUACUUCCGUUACCAUUUGUGGCACAUUUUGUGAAAUAUCCGACAAUCGUACAACCCCAACAAGCAUCUAUUGUUCCAACUGGCACUUACACAAUUCCUUGAUGUUUCUUUGUGAUGUUACCAAUCAUGAGGACUGCUACAGAAAACAAAAUACAUACAUUCAUUGUGACGUAACCAUACAGUCAGGGGCUGAACAGGUGACAAAGCCCUUGGCCUAUGUGUAUAUGUGCAGUGGCUGGAAGAACGAUGCUAUGUGUCUGGAGGCUCACGCAGGACCUACUCAUACUGUACAUCUCAAUGGCCUGUUUGUCAGCCCUAAAGUGGAAAGUGAUAAAGUUCUCAUCUAUAAUGGUUCCUGCAGAAUUUCCAUAGCAACACGGGCAGAGAUGGAGUGCGCAGCUCCUAAUCAACCAAUUACCGCCCAGAUUACUGAGAUACGGAAGAACUGGGGCCAGAACACUCAGAGCGAGGUGCCAUUAUAUUUUUGCCGUCUGUGGUCAAAAAACUCCACUUGGCCUUCUGGGCAACCGCCAUUAGAUGGCGACAACGUCACGGUGGAAAGAGGUCGGAUGCUUCUUCUCGACGCAAACACCAGUCUGCUGAACCUACUCCAUAUACAAGGUGGGAAACUGUUUUUUAUAGGUCCAGGACCAGUUAAUCUCCGUGCUCAUUAUAUUUUAGUAUCGUCUGGAGGAGAGCUCCACGUGGGAACUUCAAGUCAACCAUUUCUUGGCAAAGCCCAAAUUUCUCUCUAUGGAAGUUUCAUUUCCCCACAGUUAUAUCCAUAUGGUGUUAAAUUUCUGGCUGUCAAGAAUGCAACUCUCUCUAUGCACGGAUGGGUACCAAGAGUGGCUUACACACACUUGGCAAUAGAGGCACUGGCCAAUGACACAUACUUGAUUUUAAUUGAUUCUGUCGACUGGCGAAUUGGAGAUGAAGGUGUGAUAUGUGGGGCAGACCUUGGUGAACAGAGGCACCAAGAAGAGACUUUUACCGUCAAGAAUAUUAGCAACACCCAGAUUUCUCUCAGCCAUCCUUUGAAGUAUUCCUAUAAAAUUUUAGAGCAACCGAUUGAAGGGAAAAUGAUAUAUCUGAGGCCAAUAGUGGCACUUCUAAGCAGGAAUAUUGUGGUGCAAGGAAAUCUGACAACACAAUACAUUGGUCACCAACAGGAAUGCCAAAACAAUGAGGUCCCAGAUACCUCUAAAUGCCCGUACAGCAGAAGUGAAAGAAGUUUAGGAUCAAGGGAUCUCGGAUUGGUUCUUAUAGUGCAAGCCUUUAAACAUGAACCAAGUUUAGUCUGCAUUUCAGGAGUUCAGUUUCGGCACAUUGGCCAGCCUUUCAAGAGACACCCCAGUGCCCUGACGAUUGCUGGAGAUAUUUGUAUGCCUGAUUCCUAUAUACGAGGAUGCUCCAUUAUCCAUUCCUUUUCAAGGGGAAUCAGCAUUUCUGGAACUUCUGCUUUCACAGUAGAGAAUAAUGUUUUCUACAACAUUAAGGGCCAUGGUCUUCUUGUGGGAGAACAUUUAGAAGAAGCUAUUGAGAUAAAAAAUAACGUGCUGAUACGAAUUUCAGGAGCCUAUGGUCUCUCCAAUAUUGAGAUGUUAGCCCCUGCAGCUUUCUAUUUAAGAUCCCCUUCUAAUAUCAUAGAGGGAAACAUAGUGUAUGCAGCAGGAUAUGGCUUCCUCUAUCAUCUAUUCCAUGAUGGACCUUCCCAAGCACUUCUUCAGUCCUUCCUGAAAAACACAGCGGUGUCCUGUCUAAGGUCUGGCCUAUGGUUACACCCAGAAUACAAUCCUUCUAGUACAGAUCCUGCUGUGUUUCAGGAGUUCCACACCUGGAGGAGCCGAGGUGGAGCCCAGAUUACUAGAUGUGGAAACGUGUCUUUCAGAGACUUCAGAAUUUUUUCCUGUGAAGAGUUUGGAAUAAGUAUCUCUGAAAGCUUAGGGAACACGGAGGUUUCUAACAGUUUCUUGCUUGGUCACCUCAGUGGGAAGGAUGAGCAUUGCAUGGCAGCAGGAAUAAAAACUCCCAGAAGGUUUCAGGCUUCUAUUUCAAACACAGCCUUCGUGAACUUUGAUCUACCAAAGUGCAGCCCUAUCCGGACCUGCUCAGGAUGUUUUGAAGGACAAGGUGGCUUUACCAUCAAAACCCAUCAGCUGAAGUUCAUAAACUCACUCACUCAACCCACUUUCCCAUUCCCACAUUCUGCUAUCAUUGAAGACACUGAUGGAUCGCUCACUGGCCUAGAAAAGAGUCAUCUAUUGGCCUCCUCUGAAAUUCUUCCCAACUCAUGCAACAAAACCAGUUCCAUCGGGGGUGACGUUCCCACCAGAGUUUGUGGGAAAGAGGUGGUAUUUCACCGCAUGUCCAUUGGUCUACAAGCAGCUCCCGCAUUUCCCUACAAUGUAAGUGUCACUAACAACAUGAAUAAGACAAUCAGUCUAAACUAUGUAUCGGACACCUUGUCAAACCUGUAUGGGUGGAUGGCUCUACUUGUGGAUAAGGAGAUUUACACAAUUGUAUUCAACACACCUGAGAGUCACACUGGUCUGGAUUAUUCAGCUACAUUUGACAACUUUGGACCUGGGAAUUAUAUAAUGGUGGAGCACAAGAACUUGCCAAGCUUUAGAAACAUUUCCAUUGCUUGUGGCUCCAAGCCUGGCCAACAUAUUCAGAAUCUGCCUUCUCCUCAGAGAAACAACGGAUGUGAUUGGUUCUUUAACAAGAGUUUGGGGUCAUUAAUCUACCUGGUUUCGGGUGAAGGCCAAAUAGGAGUGACUUUCAAAACAGAAGAGAGGUCGGCGCUUCCCACACCAGUGCCAAGUUCCCUACCUCAUUCUGUUUCCAAAUGGUCACUUCCGAAGUCCUGGGAGGGAGUCGAGCAAGGCUGGGGUGGAUUUGGCUCUGCAAUACCACAAGCUGGAGAUGAUGUCAUCAUCUUACCAAACAGGACCAUCGAGGUGGAUAUUCCGCUUCCUCCACUUGGAGGUCUUUAUGUACUUGGAACACUGGAGUUUCCGACCACAUCCAGCAAUGUCCUAAAUGUGACCUGUAUCAUUAUUGCAGGAGGGGAAAUACGAGCAGGAUCUAUAGAGCAGCCGAUAGAGCCGGGGCAGAGACUGCAGAUACUUCUCCGUGCCUCUGAGAAAGUCACCUGUGAGCGCCUGGGUCAGCUCAGUGUCCCCGCUGGAGUGAUCGGAGUCUAUGGGAAGCUGCAGAUCCACAGUGCUUAUUCCAACAAACCAUGGACACGUCUUCGGGUAGAUAUUGCGCCUGGAAAUGAAAUGAUUUUUCUAAAUGAUGCGGUGGACUGGAAUCCAGGAGAUAGCAUUGUUAUUAGCUCUUCCUCCUAUGAAGCCCAUCAAGCUGAAGUUUUGAGGUUACGGGGUGUCUAUGGCCAACACCUUCGGAUCUGGGAAAGACUUCAUUAUAGACAUACUGGUACAGUCCAGAACAUAGAUACCUGGAACAUUACCCUGGCAGCGGAAGUUGGCCUGUUGUCCCGCAAUAUACAGAUAAAGACUGACAUAGAGUGCUCUGGGGGAAUAAUGGUUGGACACUUUAAAACCAACACCAGUGAUGAAUACUCAGGCCUCCUACAGCUUUCCAAUGUGGAAAUUGCCGACUUUGGCUCAUCUUUAUUUCCGGCAGUCAACUUUUUAAACACAACCCUCAGUUCUUCUGUAAUAUCGUCAAGCAUCCAUCACAGUUGUGGUGGUACAAUAAAAGCCACAGGGAGCAUGAAUAUUCUGCUACAUGCUAAUGUGAUCUUUAGCAGUGUUGGCCAUGGAAUACAUAUAGAUGGACACAAUCUCUCGCUCACAGACAACCUCCUUGUGUUAAUAAAGCAGCCCAAUGAUGAGUCUGAAUGGGUGUCAGGAAUAAAGAUGGAUAUAGACAGUGAGGCUUUUAUGUAUGGAAAUACAAUUGCCGGUUCUGAACGUAUCGGUUUUCAUGUAAGAGGACAAAGAUGUUACCCAGAAGAAAAAUCAUGGGCCAGAAAUGUUGCCCACUCAACUCUUCAUGGAAUUCACUACUACUGGAAUAAUGGCUUCAAAAAUUGUACAAAAAUAGCGGGUUUCCUGUCCUACAAAAAUUAUGAUUACGGCCUUAUAUUCCACCUUGAAAGUGAUGUCGUGUUAGAGGACGUUAUUCUGGUAGACAAUUCAGUUGGACUUUUGCCUGUUGUCUCCUACACAUUAUCUGAUUCCAGCAAUUUCACAAAAAAAUACAUACUGCUCCGCAAAUCCGCAAUAAGUGCAACAAGCCAGACAUUUGACUGCAUCAUGGACAGGAUCAAGCCACUGUCUCAUAAUCUGACGAGAAGGGAAAGAGCUUUGCGUUCCCCUUUAGGAGGUCGAGUUGGUAUUAUUUGGCCACAGUUUACCAUAAACCCCAAGCAGUGGCCAAGGUAUCCAUGGCAUUUAUUAGGAAGUGAUGGAUCUGCUCCAGGAAUUAUGAAAUUGCAAGAUGUGACUUUUUUUGGUUUUAUGAAGAGCUGCUAUAGUAACGAUGGGGAUAUUUGCAUAAUGUCCAGACCUGACAGUGCCGGAGUUAUUUGUCCAAUCACAGCAGAAAGAACUAAAAUGCUCCAUAUUAAAUAUGAAAAUAUACUUCACUUUCAGACUGCACACAGCGGCGCCAACUGCCCUUCCCCCAGGGGAUGCCGUGACACCCAGCGGGUCCUGUAUAAGGAUUUGGAUGGCAGCUCCCUGGGACUCAUUCCUCCAGUCACUGUAUUUCCAAAGGAAGAUGCUCACAUGUUCCACUCCUGCCUCAACACAGGCAUCUACAGGAAAGAAAGUCAAUGCCAUUAUAACACUGAUUUACGGGGACAUAUCUGUGAACAGACUGACCAUACUGUAGUAGUCCUUGAAAGAAUUGGAGACGUAAGGCAACCCAUAACACCUGUCAUAACCUUUACAGGUGACUUCAUCGAUACCUUUGUCAAUGGCAACAUUUCUGUACAACAGUGUUGUUAUUCAGAAGACCAAUCAAUCUUCUACUCUAUCUUACCAGCUAAUAAAAUUACAACAAUAUGCUUCAGUGGACCAGCUCCCAAAGCUAUGAGACUUCAACUAAUUGGAGGUCAAGAAGCUACUAAACACAUUUUGGCAUUUUUCUAUGACACCCCACAAAGCUUCCACAUUUUUUCAAAAGGAAGACGAAUUCCAUCAUUUCUGCCCAACACUGAACUUGCCUUUGAUGAUAAAGAACAGGGAUCAAACUUUUUCAGUUUCUCAGAAAGUCUACUCUACGUAGUUCUUCAAGGUGAAGAACCUAUAGAAAUCUGGACCAACCAAUCUUUUUAUCUGGCUUUAUCUGUGGCAGAGGGGACUGGCACGGAUAUUCAGCAUCAACUUCCAGCACAAGUGGCGCAACAUUUUAACAUUUCGCCAGCUCACGUUUCAAUUCUUCAGACUUUAAAAGGAAGUUCCAUCACAUUAAGAGCUUUAACCAAUAACCAAGCUAAGAGGAACCUCCACUGCCCUGUUACUUUAGAUGAUUCAUCAAGGGCCAGGAUGAAACGUGACCUUGAAAAUAAUGUCAGCCACCCCAAUAAGAAAGCAGAAAACACCCAAGAGACCAAUCUGGAUGUCAUAAUAUUGGAAAUAAUCAAUCCUGUCAAAUACGAUUUUCCCCAUUUAAGUUUGAGCCAUUCUCCUUCAGUGGCACAUGACCUACCUUUUAAUAUAGCUGACAGUGUUAUUAGUGCUUUACAGACUGGAGAGAUGGAGAAAAUGUUUCCUAUAGACAUUGACUCAUUAAUGGUAAUUGAUCCAAUGCAAUUCUCACCGGGAAACAGCACAAGCAGCGAAACAGGGAAUGAUUUUGCAGUGUAUGUGCGGCCGCAUGCUAUUCACAUUCAUGACCAGCCUUUCCAUGGUUAUGAGGGAAAACCUCUCCUUGUGCAGCCAAAGGUCAACUUCUUGGAUAUAAAGGGAAAUAGAGUUGAAAACUUAGGACAUCCUUCCAACCCAUGGUAUUUAUCGGUGCAGCUCAAGAAUUCAGCUGUUUCAGCACUAAAAGGGAACAGAACUGUCAUAAUACAGAACGGAUGGGGGAACUUUUCUAACUUAUCUGUCUCCACCUCCGGAUUGACCUGGCGCCUGAUAUUCAAUGUAACGUCACCUCCAGGUGUCACGUUCUCAGCUCUAUCACAAGAAUUUGCUGUUUAUCCAGUCCCUGCUGCAGAUCAAGAUAAUAUUUUCCUGCUUGUUCUCUUGAGUUCUUCCGGCUCAGCAAUCGCUUUGUUCCUUCUCUCAUGCUGCUUCUUCAAAAGAAAGAAAGGUGCCAGAAGUUCUCAAAAUGGAAAAAACAGAAGGUAACCUAAGAAGAUGUGCUUUUGAAACAUCUCCAACAUCUCAAAGUUUACAACGAUCUACUUUAAGAGACAUUCAUUUGUAACAAAAGGUCAUAGUACCCCCUGUAUGAAAACUAUAAUAAUGAGGGCAUAUACUAUCACUGGAACCCUUCAGUGAAGAAGGGAGAGUCUAGGAUACAUGGGGCACUCUGUUAGCCCACAUUUGGGCAAGGGGACCUCGUGAAUGAGAACUAGUAAGAGAAAGGUUAAAUUCUAUAUUCAGCUGUUCUACAAGCAUAAGAUACAAAGGCUACACCAAGGGGCACAUUUACUAAGGGUCGAAUAUCGAGGGUUAAUAAAUUCGAAGGAUUUACCGCAAAUACUAUGA
Messenger RNA from Xenopus laevis (African clawed frog), 12315 nucleotides. It is a transcript of the gene pkhd1.L, whose product is annotated as PKHD1, fibrocystin/polyductin L homeolog. The coding region runs from base 367 to 11952 and encodes 3861 amino acids. The record is from RefSeq and is a predicted model, not a curated record. NCBI's taxonomy places the organism in Eukaryota, Metazoa, Chordata, Amphibia, Anura, Pipidae. The transcript is spliced from 65 exons.